Molecule: messenger RNA, 1598 nt
Organism: Lycium ferocissimum
Lineage: Eukaryota; Viridiplantae; Streptophyta; Magnoliopsida; Solanales; Solanaceae
Exons: 1
Coding region: 132-1463 (443 amino acids)
Source: RefSeq, a predicted model, not a curated record
AAAAUAAGUAAGAAAAUGAUUUCACUUAUUUUCCGUGGUACACACUUUUCUUCAUACCAAAAUACCCUUAAUCUCCUAAUAUAAUUGAUCUUUUAUCACUCCAAAUCCACUGCCCCUCAGCCUCUGAACAAAUGGCUUCCAUUAUCUCUAUAACUAUUAUCCUCCAAAUAUUUUUGCAGAAUUGUCUAGUUCUUGCUACUCCAAUUCUUGGCCAAAGUAGAGAAGCUUUGGAGAUAAUCAUCGGUGGAGGUGGCGCAAAUUCUCCGCCACCACCUCCCCUAGACAAUCAAGAUUGUCCACCACCCCCUCCCCCACCUUGCCCUCCCCCACCAUCACCGCCAUUACUCCUCUUUGAAAGUAAACGCAUAGAGAUCGCCUACCAUGCUAUCCAAAAGUUUAAGCCCAAAAUCGUGAAUGACCCCCAUAAUAUUAAAAACACAUGGGUUGGCUCUGAUGUUUGUAACACUUACAAAGGUUUCCAUUGUGCAAUUGUUCCUGACCUUAAGGAAAAAGCACUAGCUGCUGUUGACUUCAAUCAGUUCGAAUUUGAUGGACCUGACCUUACUCUUGAUGGCUUUCUUGAUGAAUUACCAGACAUAACAGUUUUCCAUGCAAAUUCCAACAAAUUUAAAGGUACAAUCCCCAAAAAAAUUGCCAAUCUUCGUUAUCUCUAUGAGUUAGACCUUAGCAACAACAAUUAUAAUGGUGAGUUCCCAUGUGAUGUUCUUGGUUCCAAGAAGUUAUAUUUCUUGGACCUUAGGUUUAACACGUUUUCCGGGUUGGUUCCACCUCAAGUUUUCUUGCUAAACCUUUAUGCUUUGUUCAUCAACAACAACAAUUUAAUGCAAAAACUUCCUGAUAACUUGGGAUCAACUCCAGUUCGUUACUUAACAUUAGCCAACAACAAUUUCACCGGUCCAAUUCCUCGUAGCAUUGGCCAAGCUUGUGAAACAUUAAGCGAAGUUCUGUUCUUGAACAACCAGCUCACUGGAUGCUUGCCGUAUGAAAUUGGGCUUUUAACUAAGGCCACAAUUUUCGACGCAAGCAAAAACAAGUUAACGGGGAAAAUACCUCAUUCAUUUGGAUGUUUGGCUAAGAUGCAGAUACUAAACUUUGCACAAAAUCAGUUGUAUGGACCUGUGCCUGAACUUGUAUGCAAGUUGUCCAACUUGCAGAAUUUGUCAUUGUCAUACAAUUAUUUUACUGAGGUUGGGCCAGAAUGCAAGAAGUUAAUUCAAAGAAACGUUCUUGAUUUGAGGAUGAACUGCAUUCCAGAUUUGCCUAUGCAAAGAUCAAAAGCGGAAUGUGAUGCAUUUUUGUGUAAGCCUAGAUCAUGUCCUGAUGAAAAGUCAUUGGGAUUUGUUCCGUGUGCAAUUGGCAAAUUUGAGCAGAAUCAACUGGACUCAAAUGAACCGGCUCCAGCACCAAGAACUUACAGUGCUUUGAAACCGCAUUCCUUGUAAGCGCCCUGUUUUCCAUGUCUGCAUAAACUUUUUACUAGUAAUAAAUUAAGACAGUGGUAAAUGUAAAUUUGGCAAGUUUCCUAUGUUUAUUGAUGCAGACAUAUUAUGUUGAAAUUAUAAGCAAAUAAUUAUGUA